Molecule: messenger RNA, 1576 nt
Organism: Guillardia theta CCMP2712
Lineage: Eukaryota; Cryptophyceae; Pyrenomonadales; Geminigeraceae
Exons: 12
Coding region: 63-1523 (486 amino acids)
Cellular component (GO): cytoplasm; mitochondrion
Molecular function (GO): acetyltransferase activity; lipoic acid binding
Source: RefSeq, a predicted model, not a curated record
AGGAAACGAAUCCAAAACCUGCUUGAUCAAUUCCAGAGGACGAAGACUUGAAGAAUUAGAUUAUGCUCAGACACCGACUUUCCUUGUACAGUGUGAUUAGAAAUGGACUUAUGAUGGCAGGCAACACCGCCAAGCUACAUUCGUUCGCACACCGAGGUGUAAAGGCUCGCACUAGAAGCUUGAACUUUGCAAUGAAGCGUGGGGGGUUGAGGGGGUUUGCAAAUCAAACGCAGUCCACGGGAAAGAUCGUCCCAUUCAAACUUGCAGACAUCGGGGAAGGCAUAACAGAGGCGGAGGUUCUUCAAUGGUUUGUGAAGGUCGGCGACGAGGUCAAGGCGUUCGAUCCAGUCUGUGAAGUUCAAAGUGACAAGGCGACGGUGGAGAUCCCGAGCAGGUACGACGGUGUCAUCGCGAAGCUGCACUACAAGGUAGGCGAUGUAGCGCAUGUCGGCAAACCUUUGCUGGACAUUCGACAAAAAGGAUCUGGGGGCCUUUCGGUGGACGAGGACGAUGCAGAAGCGAUCGAGACUUCAGCAGCAGGAGAGGAAGGGGCGCCUGCAGUGGCGUCCCAUGAUCCCUCCUCUCCCCGCGACUCAGACCCAUCGGGUGCUCCACUGAAGCCGCUGGCUACUCCAGCCGUCCGGGCGAUCGCGAAGACCAACGGAAUCGACCUGAAGAGUGUGCAGGGGUCAGGACGAGGAGGCAGGAUCAUGAAGGAGGAUUUGUUAAGGUAUGUGGGCAAGUCACCCGUCCUCGAGGAGGUGCCCUCUCAGACUCUCGCCCUGCAAGCCGAUCAGCACAAGUCAGAGCCCGACCAGCGGGAGGAGGAUGUGCAUAUUCCGAUCCGAGGGUACACUCGCGCCAUGAUCAAGACGAUGCAAGCUCAGUCCUCCAUCCCUCACUUCGGAUUCAGCGAGGAUUAUGAGAUAGAUCGUUUGGUGGAGCUCAAAGCGCUCUUGGCAAGAGAGAAAAGUCUGAACGGAGUCAAGCUGACAUACAUGCCGUUCCUGAUCAAAUCUCUCUCUCAAGCGCUGCUGGAGUUUCCCGAGAUCAACUCAAGUCUUUCAGCAGACCUCAACAACAUCAUCCACAGAAAACGUCACAAUGUUGGCAUCGCAGUCGACUCCCCGUCAGGAUUGGUUGUUCCCAACAUCAAGAAUGUACAAGAGCUUUCCAUCGUUCAGAUCGCCGAAGAGCUUGCAAGACUGACAAACCUGGCAAGGGCCAACAAGCUGAGCAAAGAAGACAUCUCGGGAGGAACCAUCACCUUGAGCAACAUCGGCACUAUCGGAGGGACGUACACUUCACCCAUCCUCAAUCCGGGGGAAGCUGUGAUAGGAGCCAUCGGAAAGAUAGAGAAGCAGCCCUACAUCAAAGAUGGAACUUUGAAGGAGAGGACGAUCAUCCGCAUCAGCUGGGCGGCAGAUCAUCGCAUCCUCGCCGGAGCGAGCAUCGCCCGGUUCUCCAACCGGUUCAAGGAGAUCCUGCAGGAGCCUAGCGUCAUGCUGUUGAGUCUGCGAUGAUGGGGGGAGGGAGGAGGACUGAAGCUCGGUAGUACAUCUUCAAGUACCGCAGC